Brenthis ino (lesser marbled fritillary) is the source of this 1026-nucleotide messenger RNA. Lineage: Eukaryota; Metazoa; Arthropoda; Insecta; Lepidoptera; Nymphalidae. The record is from the annotation of a GenBank genome assembly.
AUGGUCGUUUUGUUUGCGGUUCGUGAAUAUAAAUGUUAUUUUGAAGAAAUAUUGGACUUGCGGAUAAUCAUGGAAAAAAAAUGGGAUGCAAACGAAGCAGAGCUCUUGCAGAUGCAGCCAGAAAUAGAUUCUAAUUCCAACAUAAAAGUUGUGACAUUAAAGGAUCUUCAAAAACGACGCCAGGAACUUCUUCUUAAAAGACAAAACAUUUUAAACAAACCCCUUUCUCGAAAUCUAUCCACAAUUUUGGGUUCAUCUCAACCUAAAUUUCCAGCUUCACCUAUAUGCGUAUCUUCAGAUAUUGAUUAUGAUAUAGCUAAUUGUGAUACCUUAACGACUAUCUUUCAACCUAUUUAUCCCAGCAUUUCAGCCACUGUUUCACCGGACGUUGCAGAAGAAACUGUCGGCUGUUCUAAUGACCCUGUCAUAACAUAUACUGAUGUUACCGAAGAAACUGUUAUGGAUUUCUCUCCUGAUAAUUCUAUCGCCGAUCCAGACUUUGUACCGCUAUCUGAUAUCACCAACGUAGAGCCUAUGGUAUCUGAUGAUUUUGAUUCAUUUCCGGAACAAAAUUUAGAGGGAGAUGCAGCAAAAGAGUCAAGAAAACGAAAGCAAAAGGCUGACCGUAAAACUUGGAGGAGAGAGUUAAACAAGAAAGAUAGGAUGUUAGGAAAAGCAUAUGUUGGGUUUAGAAAAGUUAAUAAUAAGUAUAUUCAAGAAGGAUCAAAACCUCAGAGGGCUAUGGGCCCUAAGUGCAGUUCGUCAUUUUGUGCUCGUAGUAAAGUUCUAUUUUGUUCCAAUUUGACUGAGGACAUACGACAACAGAUUUUUGAACGUUUCUGGAGCAUGACGUGGAAAGAGAAAAAAAUGUAUGUACGGUCGAUGGUUGACACAGAAAAUAUAAAAAGGAAGACGACAGAAAGUAAAUCUAGACGGUCGGAAACAAGAUUAUAUUACCUGCAAAUACAUGGUAAGAAGGAAAGAGUUUGCUUGAAAACAUUUCUAGCGACACUAGCUAUAAAGGAG